Molecule: messenger RNA, 1734 nt
Organism: Exophiala spinifera
Lineage: Eukaryota; Fungi; Ascomycota; Eurotiomycetes; Chaetothyriales; Herpotrichiellaceae
Exons: 1
Coding region: 1-1734 (577 amino acids)
Source: RefSeq, a predicted model, not a curated record
AUGGCGAUGGCCCAGGAAGUCCCUGCUGACUUCAGUGAUCUCCCUCUCUCAUGUCCCUACACCAUCUCGAGGCUCUUGACAGCUGCCGGUGAGCCUUCAGCGACAUGGUUGAUACGGGAGCGCGACCAGUACGGAGAGUAUCCUCACAUAUAUGCCAAAGUGUGCGAAGGGGUCGAAGCUGCAACAGGCGCAAAAGGACAGCCAUCGACGUACAAAGUCAUCGUGCUCAGCGACUCUGGUUGUGGAACGGAGGUGAUCAAUGAUAUUAGUCCUCCUCCUGUUCGGCGCACAGAGGGGGAGAAGGAUGAUGACCAUGUCGUCUCCCGGUCUCGGAGAAGCGAGCCGAGUCGCUGGAACAUUCACACGUUUCUCCUCUACACGCUCAAUCCGGGCGGAUGUAUCCCGUACAUGGUCAUCACGAGCCACUGCCACUACGACCAUAUCACUGGGAUAGGCAAGCUUCCGCCCACCGGCGGAUAUGACCACGAGCAUGUCAGCAGUACCAGCACCAGCAGCGAUAAGACCCAAGACGGCGCGGAUCGUCUUCGCACGACUGUCUUGACAUCGUCUCUGCACAAGUCGUUCGUCACCCCCUACGCGAAUCUGCAGGAACACAGCUUGAGCGCGUCGGUCGGCCUCCAAGCACCCAGGUACAGCAUCACGUGGGCCGAGGACCUCUCCGAGGCGACGUGGCGAUGGACACGGCCGGCACAAAAAGACGCAGGCAUCAGUGCCGCGGAGGUCGCCAUCGGUGCUCGUAUGACUAUGAUCCAGACGCCGGGACACACCCCGGACUCGCUGUCCUGGUAUGACGAGGACCUCGCCCUGCUGUUCGUGGGCGACAGCUUCUACGUCAAGGAGUCGCCCGAGACCAGGUCGGCGCCGUGGGGUCCGGAACCGCCCAUGCCGACCAUGUUCGACGUCGAAGGCGACCUCGCCGAUAUGUGGGAGAGCAUCAAGAAACUCCUGCGUUUCGUCCGGGUCAAGAACGAGGAGCUGAAGCUGAACCAUGACAAGCACCGCGCGACUACUGAUACCGUCACUACCACCGCUGCUACCGAUGGUGGUGGUGGUGACGAUGUUCAGAAAAACAUGAUACCGCAUGGAGAAUGUGAGAAUGGCCGCCGGCGCGGCGGUCUCACGAAACGUCAUCCCUCUACGUGGUACGAGGCCAUACCUUUCUUUAGGUCCCGAGGUCUCGCGGCAUCUCAAUCUCAACUUGGAUCCCAAUCUCACCUCCCUGUUCCUCAUACGCGCUACACCGACGACGGAUGGGUGAUGGUCGACAGUCACCCGGGCGGCGGCCGCGGUGGCGCGACGACACCGUCGUCCCAAGCACCGCCCAGGGUGCAGCUGGCUGCCGCGCACACGACGGCGGGCGGCGUCGACGCCGAAGCUGCCAUCCUGUCGUUCCGCGAGUUCCUGGUGCUGAUCCUACGUGACGAAGUGCCCAAGAAAAGAGUGGCCGACGGGUUCAGAGGACAUGAAACAUGGCUGUAUGAUUUUGCGCUCGAGGAGUCCGGAGGAGGCCAGGUCAAAGAGGAGAUUGACGACGGCGACGACGACGACGCCGACCCUGACGCCGGAAUCGGCCCACUGAGUUAUCUUCGCCAGUACAGCGUCCAGGCGCCCUUGACGGUCAUUGAGGAAGGGAAGAAGAGAAUCUCAGAACAGGAAUGGAUGGGAAUGUCAGAGCCUUCGUCGUCGUCAUCAUCAUCAUCAUCACCAUCAUGA